GUGGUUGGGCGGCGGGAGGUGCUGCGGGCCGUGGCGAGGUUGAGGUUGGCCGGUUGCGUGCGCGGCUUUGAGGAGAAUUUUUUUUUUUGCGGGAGAAUAAUCACAAUAUUAAUAAUAAAUAUAAUAAGAAUAUCGGGACGGGACCGGCGGACGGACGACGCCGGGGCGCCGCGGAGCGGGCUCUGCCCCUCCCUCCAUUUUGAACAGGGGUCGUCGUUGCGUAUUCCGCCGCCCCCCUCCUCUACCUUCCCCGGCCGUCUAGGCCUUUCUCCGGGCUGAGGAUCCCGCCUUGACCGCGGCCUUCAGGGGGGCGUCCGGAGUCCUUUCCAAGCCUCACCUCACACCGGGGCCCCCGGCCUGAGAGACUGCGCGACCUCCUGUGCCCACCCCCUCCUCCAGGUCAGACUUGAGUUGAGACUGCACCAUUAUGUCCUCCAUAUUGCCCUUUACACCUCCCGUUGUGAAACGUCUCCUGGGAUGGAAGAAGUCGGCGAGUGGCACCACAGGCGCUGGCGGCGGGGAGCAGAACGGUCAGGAAGAGAAAUGGUGUGAAAAGGCGGUGAAGAGCCUGGUGAAAAAGCUGAAGAAGACGGGACAACUGGACGAGCUCGAGAAGGCGAUCACAACGCAGAACUGCAAUACCAAAUGUGUUACCAUCCCAAGCACUUGCUCUGAAAUUUGGGGACUGAGUACACCAAAUACCAUAGAUCAGUGGGAUACCACAGCCCUUUACAGCUUCUCUGAACAAACCAGGUCUCUAGAUGGCCGCCUUCAAGUGUCUCACCGCAAGGGCUUACCCCAUGUUAUUUACUGUCGUCUUUGGCGCUGGCCCGAUCUCCAUAGUCAUCACGAACUGAAGGCGAUUGAAAAUUGUGAAUAUGCUUUUAAUCUUAAGAAGGAUGAAGUUUGUGUCAACCCUUAUCACUAUCAGAGGGUGGAGACGCCAGUUUUACCGCCUGUUCUGGUGCCGCGGCACACGGAGAUAUUAACAGAACUUCCUCCGCUCGAUGACUACACGCAUUCCAUUCCGGAGAACACUAACUUUCCAGCAGGAAUUGAGCCCCAGAGCAACUAUAUACCUGAAACUCCACCUCCGGGAUACAUUAGUGAAGAUGGCGAGACUAGCGAUCAGCAACUUAACCAAAGCAUGGACACAGGCUCUCCAGCUGAACUUUCUCCUAGUACACUUUCUCCAGUCAAUCAUAACCUGGACUUGCAACCCGUCACUUACUCUGAACCGGCUUUCUGGUGCUCCAUAGCUUAUUAUGAGCUGAACCAGCGAGUGGGGGAAACCUUUCAUGCAUCACAACCUUCGCUCACAGUUGACGGCUUCACAGAUCCAUCAAAUUCUGAGAGAUUCUGUUUAGGUUUGCUGUCCAAUGUGAACCGGAACGCCACGGUGGAAAUGACUCGGCGCCAUAUAGGAAGAGGAGUGCGGUUGUAUUACAUCGGGGGCGAAGUAUUUGCAGAGUGCCUAAGUGAUAGUGCUAUAUUUGUCCAGAGUCCUAAUUGUAACCAGCGGUAUGGGUGGCAUCCAGCGACGGUGUGUAAGAUUCCACCAGGCUGCAACCUGAAGAUUUUCAAUAACCAAGAAUUUGCUGCCCUCCUUGCUCAGUCUGUGAACCAGGGCUUCGAAGCAGUUUACCAAUUAACCAGAAUGUGCACCAUCAGAAUGAGCUUUGUAAAGGGCUGGGGUGCUGAAUACAGGCGGCAGACAGUCACAAGCACUCCCUGCUGGAUUGAGCUUCACCUGAAUGGACCUUUGCAAUGGUUGGACAAAGUGUUGACUCAGAUGGGUUCUCCUUCAGUCCGUUGCUCCAGCAUGUCCUAAUGGGGACUCCUCCGAUUUUUCAUAUUUUUUUCCUCCCUUCUUUUUCUUUUCUUUUUUAUCCAUACAACCUACGGGCUUAACCCCCGAAGUCCUGACAACAGACUUUAAUUACAGCUCGUCUGUCGUAGUAUUUGUGUAUGGUCCCCAUGAACUGUUUACAAUCAUAAUACCAAGAAGCAGCACUUGAGGUCCCAUCAGCUUUGAAAGCACCUUGUUCUCCGGACAUCCCAUAGAAGAAAGUGCAGUGUGAAGUCACUCCUUACCGGGAAAUCUAGAUUUUUAAAAGGACGUUUAAUGUAUUAUUGGGCAUAUAUCGGAAGUGUCCGAACGGUUUAACAAUAACAUGAUUAGCCCCUUGCCUGUUUGUCUUGUAUAGUUAACCUGUUUUGCUGUUAUCCCAGAUAGGGUUUGUCUGCUUUCUUAUUUUAGUUGUUUCCAAAAAAUCCAGACCUGGCUUAAGUUUCCAAUUUAUCUUCUGCUGAGCUUAUCUGUCUUUAUUAUUAUUUUUUUUGCCUAUUUUAUAAGUUGCCCUAGUCAUGUUGCAUCCGCUUGCUCUCCUCAUUUCAUUUCGUCUUCUUGCUGCGGCCACAUAGACCUAGAAUUAUAUCUUUCACAGCUUUGGACGACGAUCAGCAACAAUUUUUUUAUUUUUUUUUUGGAAAAGGUUUGCAGCUUUUCCCCCAAUUUUGAUUUUAACAUUUCCACAGCGCAGACCGAUCAGAUGGUGGAAAUAAAGGAAGACUUCAUAUUUUUGUUUUGUUUUUAAGUGCAUGUUAUUUUGAACCCUUGGACACUACAUUUUGCACCCUACUUUUUAGAAUUGUGCUAUGGACAUGCAAGGUUAGGGCCGGGUGGGGGUCAAAGGUUGUGUAGUAAAGGGUACUCAGAAUUAAGUGUACAUCUUAUUAACAUACAGUACUUGUUCUGUAGCUGUCUGUCAUCCUUUUAUAAACGUGACGGUGUCAGACUUGCCUUUCUUCUUUCUCUCUCGUUAUCACCUCGGACUGUAUCAGUGACACUAGCGUACUUUGUGAGUACCUCUAGUGGAAAUUAUCGGGUUUUCAGAACAAACUAGCGGCCAGUGUUACUCAGGCUUUCUCUCUAGGCUGAUUCGUGGGCAGUGAUGGCUCAUGGAGGGCUUGUAUACUGGCCCCACUCUCAGUAGGUCACGAUUCGAGGGUUCUUUCUACAGACUACGGCUUGGACGCCAGCCCAGAACGCCUUGCGUCCGGAUAGGGGACUUCUGAUAAGAUGCCCUGUUAUGGGGUACUCGAGUACCCCGACCUAAGAAUCCCCCUUGCUGUUCUGCAUAUGUUGCAGUCCCAAAACCAAAAAGAUCUCGCACUGAUGUUAAGCAGAAAGCCAAACCAUUGAACCGUAACUGGCAAAGCAUUUAACAUUUGUGAACUAGUUUUACCAGUAGAUUGGUGUAUUGGUAGAACUUGUGAACUUGACGUAAGCUUUGUGCGUGUUGCAUUUGCCGAGUAUGUGAAUACACUAAUAAAAAGGAUAAAUUCUCA
Molecule: messenger RNA, 3351 nt
Organism: Bufo bufo (common toad)
Lineage: Eukaryota; Metazoa; Chordata; Amphibia; Anura; Bufonidae
Gene: SMAD2
Product: SMAD family member 2
Exons: 11
Coding region: 428-1831 (467 amino acids)
Biological process (GO): SMAD protein signal transduction; BMP signaling pathway; transforming growth factor beta receptor signaling pathway
Cellular component (GO): heteromeric SMAD protein complex
Molecular function (GO): I-SMAD binding; RNA polymerase II cis-regulatory region sequence-specific DNA binding; DNA-binding transcription factor activity, RNA polymerase II-specific
Source: RefSeq, a predicted model, not a curated record